CCGCUCCCCGUUUUUUUGAGUCGCUCCGAAAAUAAAAAAUAUGCCCAAGUUACACUCCUUUCUCAGCAAAGCCAACAGCCUGCAUCCGCAUAUUAUCAGCCAUCUUACCGUUGAAGCACCACCUAACAACGAUAACUGUGCAUUAGACAUAAUCUAUGAAUUGCCACCGAGUGUUUUCGUCGACGUGAAUCAGUUGGCCGACUUUGCAUCGCUUAUUGGCAACGCCACGGUGUUCGGGGAAACUGAUCUGGAGGCUCCUCUGGAGCAUGUGAAAGACAAGCGAGGAAGUGUUGUCAUUCUACGCCAGCCUUUUACGAGAGAACCGAAACGGGUGAUUGACGUGCCACUUCACUUGCGGUAUCAACAGCCUUCUCUGACGGAAACGCAACGUCCGAUCGAAAUCCCUCUCCCGGUAGCAGGCUGGACCUGCCAUAAACUCGGCCAGUCGGCUCCAUACCCUCCUCUUGAUGCUAAAUAUUCCCUUGUUCAGGCCAUCGAUCGAAAUGCGUACUUUACUGCGAUUGAUCCACCCACGGACGGUGUAUUGCAACUGGGUGUUCCUGUGGGUGAUGUGAAGGAUAGAUCAUUUGUGGAAGUAGGCACAUUGUCGUGUGUUGUUCUGUGUACUGUCUGGAUUCUUGUGGCUGUAUACAAAUCAUUAGCGAAACGAAAUAGAAUUGAAGCUAAAGGCAAAAGAAGAAAGUCAGAGUAAAAACGCUCCAAAAAAGGCAUAUCCUUUAUGUUUCUAUUGCAGUGAGAGCCGCAAUCAUUGCAUAUUGUUUCGGGUAGUCACCACUUUAUCUUUUGGUUUGUGGAAGGAACAAAGUGACAAUUAGAACUGUACCUUGAAUAAAAGGGAAGGGGAGAGUGUGAACCGAGAAUAACAACAGCAAACUCGUACUCGAAUGAGAGGAAAC
Messenger RNA from Radiomyces spectabilis, 917 nucleotides. Its product is annotated as PIG-X. The record is from RefSeq and is a predicted model, not a curated record. Bases 41 to 712 code for a protein of 223 amino acids. Gene Ontology annotation, cellular component: glycosylphosphatidylinositol-mannosyltransferase I complex; endoplasmic reticulum membrane. Gene Ontology annotation, molecular function: mannosyltransferase activity. Gene Ontology annotation, biological process: GPI anchor biosynthetic process; protein processing. The transcript has a single exon. Lineage: Eukaryota; Fungi; Mucoromycota; Mucoromycetes; Mucorales; Radiomycetaceae.